UGCGCCAUAGUUAUGUUAUGUUAAUGUUAUGUUAUGACGUCAGCGGUGUCCCGGAUGUUCUCCGCCAUAUUGUUGAAGAGUAUCCAGAAGUUAUUAAACCGUGCUGCGUUCAUCCCUUGCACUCGCGUCGUCCUUUGCGAUCCUGGUAGUUCACUACUGACGUGGUAGCAGCGAUAGGAUUCGAACUACCCACCAAGACAAAAAAUUGCCGGGAUACGCUCCUUAAACGACCGUGAUGGCAUCGAAUCGCACUCGGAAACAGUGGCCUCUGACAACAUCGGAAACCAUAACGUCAUUCGAAUCAUGGAAAAACAACCUGGUCUACGGCCUAUCGCUUGAUCCCAACUUUGCUCCCUUUCUCGCCCCCGGCGCCACGUGGCAAAAGCAGAGCCGAGGGGUGGAAAAUCGCGGCUUACUGGCUGACGGUGAAGACGUUCCGGAAGCUCAGAGGAAAACAGCAGCACAGAAGGCCGCCAUUUUGGACAUGCUCCUUGGCCAGAUCGCCAAUUUCUGCCCUAUCAUCGCCAGAUCUCGUAUCUGCAAGGCAAGUGUGUCUCUGAACGACAUAUGGCAAACUAUUCGCUUACACUUUGGGUUUCAGUCCACGGGGGGAUAUUUCCUCGACAUCGCUAAUAUUAAGCUGGAACCAAACGAGAAACCGGAGGAUUUGUACCAACGAUUAUGUGCCGCUGUAGAAGAUAGCAUGCUCACUGCGGCAGGGCCUAUCACUCACCACGGGGAGGCUAUGACGGCUGACGAAGAGCUCACACCGUCUCUCGAAAACUUCAUUGUCUUAACAUGGCUCAAACUAAUCCAUCCUGACCUCCCAGCGCUCAUCAAGCAACGGUAUGGCCCUGAGCUUCGAAACAAGACACUAGCCUCCAUUAAGCCAGAAAUAUCCUUGGCCUUGUCGUCUCUCUUGGACGAACUUCGUAGCACGGAAGACAUCCGCACUCUCCGUCUCACUCAGAACCGCCAGCCGUACCGGAAGUACCCAUCCACCCGCCCCCAAGGCGCCAAGACCAAGUUCAAGACUAACUCUAACACCAAGAGUAGCCCAGCUACGUGUCCACUUUGUGAACAGGCAGCCCUUUCCUGGAAGCAAACGGGUUCACUAUUGACUUCACUCAACGCCAGAUCCGCCUCCCAGAUGGGUCCAUCUCCAGUUACACUCCAUCCGUCAAAAGACACAACCCGCACAUCCACCGGAUCUCCCACAACCUGAUUCGCAUGCAGGACAAGUCAACCACCCUGUGGCCCUCUGACUUCUUGGAACUCCAACUACCCGAGGACCUGAAAGACUACCCUGAUGUCGCCCUUGAACCCCGUCUUGAUUCUCUUUCCACCCAGCAGGCAAAGGCGUUCCACCAGGGUACGUACCACAAUAUUGCAGGCUACAUAAGAGUCCCAAACAUCUCGUGUGCACCUGUCCACAUCGCAAAGAACAUGCAUCUCUUUAAUGCUGUGCCAGUGGUCUCGGUUGUCUCUCCCUCCCCAACUCUGCGGUCUUCAACUGUUCCCCCUGACCAACCACCUUCGUACCAACAUCAGCCUUUCUCUGACUCCGUCCAUCUCGAUCCGAACAACAUCCUCAGUUCUACUCAGCGGUAUGCCAUGUCAUCAGCCCUUCAAGAGUUUGACCAGGUUUUCAACCCCCAGUUUCCUGGCUACAACGGCGCAGUCGGUCCCAUCCAGGCCGUAGUCAACAUGGGUCCAGCGCAGCCCCCACAACGUAAGGGACGUCUUCCCCUCUAUGGCAAAAACCGCCUCGUCGAGUUGCAGCACACCUUAGAUGACCUUGAAUCCAAAGGCGUCAUUGCUACUCCAGAGGAUGCUCAGACGGUGGUGGAGUAUUUGAAUCCAUCAUUUCUCGUCAAUAAACCAAAUGGCGGACAUCGCCUCGUCACAGCAUUCACCGACGUGGCAAAAUAUUGCAAGCCUCAACCAUCGCUCCUGCCAAACGUUAACAUGGUCAUGCGCCAGAUAGCGUGUUGGAAAUACAUCAUAGUCUCCGAUCUUACCUCGGCAUACCAUCAAAUCCCUCUACACCCGAACUCUCGCAAAUAUUGCGGCAUUGUCACCCCGUAUAAGGGCAUCAGAGUGUACUGCCGCAGUGCCAUGGGAAUGCCAGGCAGUGAAACAGCACUGGAGGAGCUGAUGUCACGCGUCUUAGGUGAUCUGUUGAUGCGUGGAAUCGUCGCCAAAAUUGCCGAUGAUUUGUACUGCGGAGGAAACACAUUUCAAGAACUCCUCGCCAACUGGAAGGAAGUCCUAACUGCCCUCCGGGCCAGCGAUUUACGCCUUUCCCCGUCCAAAACCAUCAUCUGUCCAGCAACUACCACGAUUCUAGGAUGGCACUGGAACCAAGGCCAGAUAUCAGCCUCUCAACACACAUUAUGCACGCUGGCUACAUGCUCUCCACCCCCAUCCAUCACAGCCCUACGCUCCUUCAUUGGGUCUUACAAGGCCCUGUCUCGCGUCAUUCCAGGCACAUCGGUACUCUUGGGACCGUUAGACAACCUGGUCGCAGGCCGAUCAUCCGGCGAUCCCAUCCAAUGGUCAGAUGAGAUGCUUGAGGUAUUCCGCAAGGCUCAGCGGGGCUUGGAUCAGCAUCAAGCGGUUGUUCUCCCUAGACCGGAUGACGAACUCUGGUUAGCAACCGAUGCCGCUGCCCGCCCAACUGGCAUAGGCGCCACGCUCUUCCUUCGUCGCAACAACAACACAAGGGUUGCUGGCUUCUUCAGUUGUAAGCUUAAGCCACACCAGCGCCAAUGGCUACCAUGCGAGCUAGAGGCCCUUGCUAUAACAUCCGCCCUGAAACAUUUCAAGCCGUUCUUUAUACAGACAACUAAACCAGCAUUUCUGGUCACAGACUCCAAACCGUGUGUCCAGGCGGUGGAAAAGCUACGCCGAGGCGAGUUCUCCCACAGUCCACGAGUGUCCACCUUCCUUGCCGCUAUAAGCCAGUUCCCGAUCAGUGUACAACACAUCAGCGGUAAACACAAUCUAUCUACCGACUACGCCAGCCGCCACGCCCUGGAGUGUUCUGACAGCAAAUGCCAAGUCUGCUCCUUCGUCCAUGCCCUCAGUGAGGAACCAGUCAUUAACACCACCACGCUUAGUUCGGCGUCUAACCUAGACCUCCCAGUGUACACCAGUCGCCAGGCUUGGCACGCCAUCCAGAACUCGUGUUCUUCAUUACGACGGGUCUUCGCUCACCUUCAGCAAGGCACACGCCCAUCAAAGAAGGACACCAAAGCCCGUGAUGUUAAGUCCUACCUGUCACGCGUUACCAUCGCUCCCGACGGUCUAUUGAUUGUUCCCAACAGAGAUAUGUUUGGUGUCACCCGUGAUCGCAUAGUGGUCCCCCGUCAGGUGGCCCACGGCCUGGCUACAGCGAUUCACCUCCGGAUUGGCCACCCCACCUGCCACCAACUCAAGGCUGUCUUCUCCAGGUAUUUCUUUGCCUUAAACAUGGACGCCGUUCUCCACCAGGUCUCGGAUGCAUGUGACCAAUGUGCCUCCCUCAAACGCCAACUACCCAUCCCUCCGUCCUUCACCACACAACCACCUCCUUCAACGGUCCUCACCUCGUUCGCAGCAGAUGUGAUGAGACGAGCCCGCCAACAAAUCCUUGUUGUCAGAGAAUGCAGUACCUCCUUCACAAGUACUCAGCUCAUCAGCAGCGAAACAUCCACCAGCCUCAGAGAUGGACUAGUUGCAUUGUGCACUCCACUUCGUCUCCUGGAUGGUCCUCCUGCUGUCAUACGUUGUGACCCAGCCCCAGGAUUCCAGGCCCUGAUCAACGACCCCUGGUUGACAGAACAUCGUCUCCAGAUUGAAGUAGGGCACCACAAAAAUGUCAACAAAAACCCUAUUGCAGAACGCGCCAUUGAGGAGCUGAGAGAGGAACUCCGUAAGAUUGACCCUCUUGGCCAACCUAUCACACCCGCCCAACUAGCCGUGGUCACGGCCUCCCUGAACACAAAGGUCCGAUCCAACGGCCUCUCAUCGCGAGAGUAUCUGUACCAACGAGACCAAUUCAGUGGCGAGCAACUCCCACUUUCAGACAACCGUCUCCUCGAAGAACAACACCGCCGUCGUUCCGAAAACCACGCCCCCAGCGCCAAAUCCAAAUGCCCCAAGGCAGGGCUCGCGCCCACUCCCACCUUCCAUGUGGGAGACUUAGUCUAUGUCCAUUCAGAUAGAGACAAAUCCCAAGCUCGCAGUCGGUACCUAGUCACAGCAGUGGAAAAGGACUGGAUCUAUAUCUCCAAGUUUACCGGUCGCCAGCUGCGUGCUAGAUCCUACAAGGUUCGAUCAGCAGAAUGCUAUCCUGUCCCAUGCCAGGUGCCACCGCAGCAACGCCAGACUGUCCCCUCUGACGAUGACAACAACGACGAUUCUGACCCUGAAGACCCUAUCCCUUCAGCCCCGGCAAACGAUCCGGUUCCAGCAGAAGACUUGGUUCCAGUCAACGGCCCCCUACCAGAACUUAACGACCCACCGAACACUCCUCCCCCUCUGCCAGAACUACAUAACCCACCGGACACUCCUCCUCCCUUGCCCCAACGCCAGUCCGACCGAUGCAGACGACAGCCGCGGUACCUGAAAGACUUUGUGCUGUCAUAGUCUUAGUGUGACGAAAAGUUAUUUUCAAGACCUGAUGUAUCCCUGAGUAAUACUAGUACGUACUCACAUAGUCCAAACAGAUAAACACUUAAUGCCAGAUAUGAAGUAUCACCAUAUAUACUCGUGUAUUCCAAAGUUAGUGUAAACAACAGUUAUCGUGUACUCCAAGGUUAUAUAAGUCCUGAUUCUUAACAUAGUUCACACCAGAUUGUAUACUCCAAAGUUACCUAGGUCCUGAUUCUUAACAUAGCUCAUAGUCAUACCAUGGUAGUGUUCGUAAACUCCAAAGUUACUUAGUUGAGAUAACACCAUAUAUUCAUAGCUUAGAUACUCAUAGUCAUACCAUGGUAGUGUACGUAUAAACUCCAAAGUUACUUAGUUGAAAUAACACCAUUUAUUCAUAACUUAGAUACUGACCACAGUUGAAAUUGUUAAGCACAUGUUCGUUCUUAUCACUCACAAAAAAAGGAAAAGAAGAGUAAAUCACGCCAUAGUUAUGUUAUGUUAAUGUUAUGUUAUGACGUCAGCGGUGUCCCGGAUGUUCUCCGCCAUAUUGUUGAAGAGUAUCCAGAAGUUAUUAAACCGUGCUGCGUUCA
Messenger RNA from Branchiostoma floridae (Florida lancelet), 5228 nucleotides. RefSeq lists its product as uncharacterized. The transcript has 2 exons. NCBI's taxonomy places the organism in Eukaryota, Metazoa, Chordata, Leptocardii, Amphioxiformes, Branchiostomatidae. Gene Ontology annotation, molecular function: nucleic acid binding. The coding region runs from base 1231 to 4632 and encodes 1133 amino acids. The record is from RefSeq and is a predicted model, not a curated record. Gene Ontology annotation, biological process: DNA integration.